Molecule: messenger RNA, 931 nt
Organism: Daphnia pulex (common water flea)
Lineage: Eukaryota; Metazoa; Arthropoda; Branchiopoda; Diplostraca; Daphniidae
Exons: 7
Coding region: 164-931 (255 amino acids)
Source: RefSeq, a predicted model, not a curated record
UGAUGGGUGUUACGAAGAUCGUGGUGCAUUCGUGAUCGUUGAUUUGCACUUUGAAGAUACACUACAGACAGCAAUCGUGCCUGAUUUCUGGCUAGUUAUUGAAGAAGGUCAACUGUUUUGUAGUUACCCCCCUAGUAACAAAACAACAAUAACCCCAAUUAAAAUGAGGCAUGUCCAAGACGAUACUUGGGUGACAUAUCCUACUUGGAGAAGGGAUUACGAAUCCUACUCCAAAGCACGGAAAGAUUUGCCAAAUGCUGUUCAGUAUACUGACUUUGCAGAAAGUGAUAGCGAGUCUCAACAAAGUAAAGCAGUCAGUAGAAAAAGUGUUCGUAGAUCUUCAAGAUUGAAGAGGAAAAUAUCGUCAGAUGAAAGUGGAAAUGACAGUGGUCAUGAAACAUUGUUGUCAAAUAGACCCUCACCUCCUCGUUCUCUGGGUUAUGGUUUGCUGAGUCGUGACAUUGAAGAACCCCUUGAUGAUGUCGGACCACAUGCACAGAACCUUAGUGAUGAAUAUGAUGAUCUGGAUUUGAAAUUGGAAGAAUUUGUACGGUUUGAGAACAUGUUAUUGGUUGAUGAAAGAAAACGUGCAUCAUUGGUCCGUUUUGUAAGAAACAUUGGUGGCGCAACAGAGGGAGAUAGCGUACACAGAGCUUGGAAGGAGGUCGUUUCGGUGGAAGUAAGAGCCCAAUGUAAUUGGAAUGGUGUUAGAAGGGGCACCAUUAAAAAACACAAAUUGAAUAAAUCACCAUUAGUCUUGGCUAUGUGGAAUGUGCUUAGACGAAAUCCAGCUUGCAGCAAAUCCACCGAUGCUGCCUUGCAGUUUGAGACAAAAAUAGAAGAUCGGAAUUGGGUUACAGACAUUUUUGUGAAAGGCAAACAUUCCCCGAUGGUUCAACCAAGUCGAGAUGGUGGACUGACGGAAGAUUAA